Messenger RNA from Cuscuta epithymum, 4934 nucleotides. Lineage: Eukaryota; Viridiplantae; Streptophyta; Magnoliopsida; Solanales; Convolvulaceae. The record is from the annotation of a GenBank genome assembly.
AUAUUUUGUAGUUUAUAUUUCAACAUGGUAUCAGAGCCUUCCAUUUCAAUUUAGUUUUCAGAUUUCAAUUUAGUUUUUCAGAUUUCAGUUCAGAAUUCAGGCUGGGUUCUUUCUCCAAGAACUUCAGUUAACUUCAGAACCUUACAACCAUUCUGCCUACAGAACCUCUGUCCAGAUCCUCAUUCCAGAACAUCAAUACACCCUAGAACCAGAACCUUUGUCCAGACCAACACCAUCCUAACCAGUUGCACUCGCGGCUUCUGCACGCGCCGUCGAUUGAAGCUUCAUAACUGGCCGGCCCUUUUUGAUCGGAAGUCUCCAUCUAGGUCGCCUGAGUAUUCUCUGCCAGGCAAAUCCAUUCUUCCGAUUUGCAAGCUUUUGGAUCGCUUCUGGAGGUUGGCGACGCAGAUAUUUUUGGGAGGGGCUGCGUGUCUACUUGCUGGUAUCAUUAUAUAUCAACGAGGCCUACAUAAAGUCACAAACCCAGACUUUGCCAACCAUCUAUUGAGUUGCCACUGGUAAGUCUUAAUUAGCUGUAUUUAUUUAUUUAAAAAAAAACAAAAAAAAAACAAAAAAAAAAAAAAAAAAAAAAAAAGUCUUGUACGGGUCCAUUUGGCAGAGGAGUAAUUAUAUGCAAUUACUGUAAGAAGCCCGGACACUUGAUCAAAGAAUGUAGAAAAUUGCUGUUCAAAAAUCAAGGAAAUCAGCUUGCUCAUGUUGCUUCCGCUACCAGUUCAUCUGAUGGAUCAGUUGCUAUUUCUUCAGACGAGUAUGCUAAAUUUAUUUGCUACCAAGAAUCUCUAAAGCAUUCAUCUACCCCUAUCUCGGUAGUCGCAAAUUCAGGUAUUUCAAACACAUGUCUUGUUUCAUCAUCCUCAAAAUGGGUCAUUGACUCAGGUGCCACAGAUCAUAUGACUGGUAAUCCUAGUCUAUUCUCAUCAUUUCACUCACAUUUACCUGCUUCCAGUGUCACUUUAGCAGACGGGUCUACCUCACCCGUUCUUGGAUCUGGUACUGUUGUACCAACUUCUACAUUACCAUUAUCGUCUGUUUUGAGUCUUCCUAAUUUUGCAUUUAAUCUGCUUUCCAUCAGUAAAAUCACACGUACUCUUAAUUGUUCUGUAACAUUUUUUCCGGGAUAUUGUGUGUUUCAGGAUCUGUUAACGAAGCAUACUAUUGGUCAAGGACAUGAGUCGGGUGGUCUUUAUAUUUUGGAUACAUCAAUUACAAAAGGUAUCUCUUGCCUUGGGGUUGGAAAUCUAUUAGAAGCUCAUUACCGAUUAGGACAUCCAUCUCUCUCACUAAUGAAGCAAUUAUAUCCUCAGUUUAAUAAAGUGUCUUCUAUACAAUGUGAGUCGUGUGAGUUUGCUAAACAUCAUCGCACUAGUUUAAGUCCCCGACUUAAUAAACGAGCAAAUGCUCCGUUUGAUCUUGUCCAUACUGAUGUUUGGGGGGCAUGUCUAGUUGUGUCCAAACCUGGUUUCAAAUAUUUUGUCACUUUUGUUGACGAUUAUUCUCGUAUGACAUGGGUGUAUUUUAUGAAGCGCCGAUCCGAGUUAUUUACUCAUUUCUCUGCAUUUUGUGUUGAAAUUAAAACUCAAUUUAAUGUUCUUGUUCGUGUGUUAAGGGGAGACAAUGCCCAAGAAUAUUUAUCUGCUCCAUUUAAAUCUUUUAUGCUUCAACAUGGCAUUAUUCAUCAAACUUCAUGCGUAGACACACCUCCUCAAAAUGGAGUUGCUGAAAGAAAGAAUCGACAUCUGUUAGAAACUGCAAGGGCUCUUCUAUUCCAAAUGAAUGUGCCUAAACAAUUUUGGGCUGACGCUGUGUCUACUUCAUGUUUUUUGAUCAAUCGUAUGUCAUCUUCUGUUUUGGAUGGUAAAACUCCUUAUCAAUGUCUUUUUCCAAAUAAAGAACUUUUUCCUAUUCCACCUAAAAUAUUUGGUUGCACUUGUUUUGUUAGAGAUGUUAACCCUCAUCGGACGAAAUUGGACCCCAAGUCAUUGAAAUGUAUUUUCUUGGGUUAUUCUCGAGUUCAAAAGGGGUAUAGAUGUUUUUGUCCAAGUACAGGUCGAUAUCUUAUUUCUAUUGAUGUCUCAUUUCAUGAAAAUACACUAUUUUCAUCAUCCAAGACAGAUAUUCAUGAGGACAACGAUGAAAUACUCAUUUACACAGUUACUAUACCUGAGACCACACCUUCAGUAACUAGACCUCCUGUACACUUGGUUUACACCCGUCGACACAAAGCACAAGAUCACUCCCCACCUGUGACACCUUUGAUUACAUAUCCUGAUACUGGUCCGACUUCGAUCUCAUGUCCUGAACCAGUACCUGCAUCUUCAGAUCUUGUCUCUACAUCUGAUCUUGACCUCCCGAUAGCACUACGUAAAGGUACACGGUCUUGUACUCAUCCUAUUUCCUCAUUUGUGUCAUACAGUCAGUUAUCUCCUGCCUCAUGUUCUUUUGUUGCUUCCAUUGAUUCUAUUUCUGUUCCCAAAUCUGUUAAAGAAGCUUUGUCUCAUCCUGAAUGGCGUCAUGCCAUGGUAAAGGAAAUGAAUGCUUUGGAUCUUAAUGGUACUUGGGAUUUGGUAUACUUGCCUUCAGGGAAGAAGUCUAUUGGAUGUAAGUGGGUCUUUGCUGUUAAGGUUAAUCCAGAUGGAUCUGUUGCUCGAUUGAAAGCUCGAUUGGUUGCAAAGGGUUAUGCUCAAACCUAUGGUGUUGAUUAUUCUGACACUUUUUCUCCUGUUGCUAAAUUAACAUCUGUCAGGUUACUUAUCUCACUCGCUGCAACUCAUGAUUGGCACUUACACCAGUUGGACAUUAAAAAUGCAUUCUUACAUGGUGACCUUCAGGAGGAAGUUUAUAUGGAGCAACCUCCGGGAUUUGUUGCUCAGGGGGAGUAUGGGAAAGUUUGUCGACUUCGCAAAUCUCUUUAUGGUCUGAAACAGAGUCCUCGUGCAUGGUUUGGGAAAUUCAGUCAAUCCAUAGAACGGUUUGGAAUGAUAAAAGGUCAAUCAGAUCACUCUGUCUUUUACAGAAAAACGAAAGCAGGUAUCACAUUGCUUGUGGUGUAUGUCGAUGAUAUUGUGAUUACAGGAAGUGAUACCGCAGGUAUUUUGGCCCUUAAGAAUUUUCUUCAUAGCCAAUUCCAAACAAAAGACCUAGGCUCAUUGAAAUACUUUCUGGGUAUUGAGGUAACACGGAGUAAGAAAGGCAUAUUUCUAUCUCAGCGUAAAUAUGUACUUGAUUUACUAACUGAAACAGGGAAAUUGGGAGCAAAGCCAAACACAACUCCCAUGGUUCCCAAUGUGCAACUCACUUCAGAAGGCAUACCAUUUGAAGACCCAGAAAGGUACAGAAGAUUGGUUGGAAAGCUUAACUAUCUCGCAGUCACUCGUCCAGACAUUGCUUACUCUGUGAGCGUAGUGAGUCAAUAUAUGUCAUCUCCGACAGUUGAUCAUUGGAAUGCAGUAGAGCAUAUAUUAUGUUACUUGAAGGGGACACCAGGACGAGGUAUUGUUUACCAAAAUCAUGAUCACAUGAGAAUAGAAUGCUUUGCAGAUGCUGAUUGGGCUGGAUCUAAAGAUGAUAGGAGAUCCACAUCUGGCUAUUGCGUCUUUGUUGGUGGUAAUCUCGUCUCUUGGAAAAGUAAGAAGCAAAAUGUGGUUUCUCGUUCGAGUGCUGAAUCAGAAUAUCGGGCUAUGGCACAAUCGGCAUGUGAGAUAAUCUGGAUAAACCAUUUGCUGAGUGAAAUCGGAUUGAAGACACCAAUGCCUGCUAAACUCUGGUGUGAUAACCAAGCUGCUAUACACAUUGCCAACAACCUAGUGUUUCAUGAGAGAACAAAACAUAUUGAGGUCGAUUGUCACUUUGUUCGAGAAAAGAUACAACAAGGAUUGAUCUCUACAGGAUAUGUGAAGACUGGAGAGCAACUUGGAGAUUUGUUCACUAAAGCAUUAAAUGGAAUUCGUGUUGGUUAUUUAUGUAACAAGUUGGGCAUGAUAAAUAUCUAUGCUCCAACUUGAGGGGGAGUGUGAAAGACAUUAGAAUAUACUUUAGAAUAUACUUUAGAAUAUUCUUCUAUCCUUAGAAUAUACUUUAGAAUAUUUUAGGAAUAUACUCUAGGAUAUUAUUAUUGUAUAGAAUCUUAUAGGAAUAUUCUAUCUUUGUAAUCUAUAUUUAUAGGGACUUAACCCUCCAAUGAAAUACACAGAAAAUCUUUCCUCCUCUCUUCAAUAUUAUAUUUUGUAGUUUAUAUUUCAACAAAACUGAAACUACCUGAGGGGUGCACCGUGCAUCCGGUGUUUCAUAUCUCUUUACUCAAGAAGGCAGUAUCUCCUAACAUACCCUGCCAGCCCCUACCUACAUGCAUUUCAGAAGAAUGGGAGUUACAAGUUCAGCCUGAAGAAGUGGUGGAUUACAGAGUGAAUCCUGAUGGGCAGAAGGAAGUGCUAAUUCAUUGGAAGCAGCUGCCAGCUUUUGAGGAUUCUUGGGAAGAUUUAAACAAGUUUCAGAAGCAGUUUCCAACAUUCCACCUUGGGGACAAGGUGGAGGAACAAGAUCAGUGAUAGGUGGAGGAAAAAGAUCACCAGUGAGAUAACCAAGCUUGUGACCAUUGUAGCUAGCUCUGCCCAUCUAGUUUGUGGGCUGUUAUGUGGAGAGAUGAAAGAUCGCUCCCGGAAAAAGGAACAAGAGAGACAGAGGUGCAUCACUGAACUGCUGAGUUAGUGAUCGUAUUAGCAACCAUGGAAGUUUAUAGUCGAAGUCACCCAAGAAAAAAGAAAAUGAAAGAAGUUUCUGGGUGAUAAGAAGAAAAAUCGGAGGCCAAUAAACCCGUGUCUCUGAUAAUAGAAAAGUGAUGAGAUAGAAAGUUUCUGCUAUUUUUAUUAAUAAGAGACAGCUUCUUUCCUUUUAUAGGAUAAGAGUACAAGUUCCCG